Aaosphaeria arxii CBS 175.79 is the source of this 1481-nucleotide messenger RNA. RefSeq names its product GroES-like protein. The coding region runs from base 106 to 1170 and encodes 354 amino acids. The transcript has a single exon. The record is from RefSeq and is a predicted model, not a curated record. Lineage: Eukaryota; Fungi; Ascomycota; Dothideomycetes; Pleosporales. Gene Ontology annotation, molecular function: oxidoreductase activity, acting on NAD(P)H.
ACUUUUUUACUUUAUUAUUCCAUCUCUAUUCCUCUAACACACAGAGACACAAACAUAUACACAUACACAUACGCACACAUAUACACACCAAAGACAGAGCACAUCAUGAUCCAGGUUCAAGACCCCCAGAACAGAGCGGCGUGGAUGACAGAGCCCAAAAAAGCGACCCUCGAUAUCAAGUCAACGCCCUACACCCCACCAGGCCCUGGCCAAAUGAUCAUUCGCAAUAGUGCCCUUGGAAUCAACCCAAUUGACUGGCUCAAGCAGAUGCUAGGCGAUGGCAUCUUGGGAUACGUGAAAUACCCCAUCGUCCUUGGAGAGGACAUUGCAGGCACAGUCACGGCGGUUGGGGAGGGCGUGACUCGCUUCAAGGUUGGCGACAGGGUGCUGGCUGUUGGAGGCGCCAUCAGCAAUAAUGAUGCCACUCAGGGCGGCUUCCAGCUCUACACUAGAGUCAAUCAGUCAUUCACCACUCCUAUUCCCGACUAUAUUACUUUCGAGCAGGCCUGCGCGCUACCGUUGGCUCUGCUCACCGCAUCUCAGGGUUUGUUCGCCAAAAACCAACUCAAUCUUGAUCAGCCCACCGUCCCAGCUCGCCCUCGUCCUGAUGAUGUUGUCAUCAUUGCGGCUGGAUCAUCCGCCGUAGGGAGUUCUGCCAUUCAACUAGCAGUCUCUGCCGGCUACCAAGUCAUCUCAACAUCCUCUCCUAAAAACUUUGACUAUGUCAAAGCACUCGGCGCGUCACAGGUCUUCGACUAUAAAAGCUCCACCCUAGCCGAAGACAUCCUUGCCGCCGUCAAGGGUCGCCCGCUCUCCGGUUGUUACUCCAUUGGCAACGGCACUGCCGACAUCUUUGCCUCUGUCAUCGCCGCCCACGCACAGGACGGUUCUGCACCAACCAGCAAGCGCAUCGCUCUCGCCGAGGGAAAGCACAGCAUCGAAAAGGAUAAUAGCGCUGGGGUAGAGAUCAACUUCAUCAUCAAUGACAUCUCUCCUGAGGGUCCUGCCCGGCACGUGUUCGAGCAGUAUCUUCCCGCUGCCCUUGCACAGCGCCAAUUCGUGCCUAAGCCUGAACCUGAGGUCGUUGGCCACGGAUUGGAAAAGCUGCAGGACGCUUUUAUGAUACACAAGCAGGGCGUAUCAGCGAAGAAGAUUGUUAUUACCAUUUGAAGAGCUGGGCCUUCGGGGGUUCGGUUGUAUGAAUGGGGCAGAUUUACUCAUUGCCUUUGGCUAGAUAGUCUUUGUCGUUGAGUAUCAAUGUAAUUUUUGGAUCGAUGCGUAUAACUUUUGUUGAAUAAUGGUCACGUAUAGACUAGCUCUGGGUAGUGAUAGACUAUGAUGGAGCAUUGCAUCCUCUUGAUGACAUUUACAUAACGAUAGACUAGAACAUUAUCUUCUGGCAAGUUAGGAAGAAUUGACUGAUUGCAUGUUAGCAUUAUUCUAUUACAUGGUAGUAGUCUCUUAGGAAUAACUACAUUAUU